UAUUUGCUGUCUGCAUAUUGCAGAGACAGCAUCCUAAUUUUAAUUAGGUGCUGUCAAUCUCAAAGGAUUACAUUUCUCCUGUUGUUUGAUGGAACUGGAGAGACAAACCUGCAUUAUUUUCGCUUAAGUAAGGAUUUUGGGGCAAUGCAAUAAGGAGGGAGUGAAAUCAUCCCAGCCGCUGCUUUGGAUUAGGCUCUCUCCUUCUCUCUCUCUCUGUAUCUCUAUCUCUCUGCCUCACCUCAAUUCUCUCUUCUAUCUCGUUUUCCUCUUCACAACCUUAUCUCAUCUCUUCUUCUUACUUUUUUUCUCUCUCCCUCCUGUUCUUUCUUUAUUUCAUCUUUCGUUUACUUGCUAUCAUUCUUUCCCCUCUCUCGUUAUCUCUCUUCCCCUUUCUCUAAUUUUCUCCACCCUUUCUCGUUCUCUCUCUCCAGUCUCAUUCUUUCGCCUCUUUCUUUCUCUGCUCCAUUUAUUCUCUCUCCUCCUGCCUCCUUAUUUUCCUCUGCAUUGGCCCGCUUCUCUCCCAUCAUGACAGAACAACUGACCCAGUGCAACAUCAAGGUGAUGUGCAGGUUUCGGCCGCUCAGCCAUGCUGAGAUCCUUAGGGGCGAUAAAUUCAUCCCGAAAUUUCAAAACGAUGACACAGUAGUGAUCGCGGGGAAGCCGUAUGUCUUCGACCGUGUGUUCCCAACCAACACCAGCCAGGAUCAAGUCUACAAUGCCUGUGCCAAGCAGAUUGUGCGAGAUGUGUUGGCAGGAUACAACGGUACCAUUUUUGCUUAUGGACAGACCUCAUCUGGGAAGACACACACCAUGGAGGGCUCUUUGCAUGACACACACUUGAUGGGCAUCAUACCCAGGAUCGCGCAUGACAUCUUCAACCAUAUAUACGCCAUGGACGAGAACCUAGAGUUUCACAUAAAGGUUUCCUACUUUGAGAUCUACAUGGACAAGAUACGUGACCUGCUCGAUGUGGCAAAGACGAACCUUUCUGUGCAUGAGGACAAGAACAGAGUUCCUUUUGUUAAGGGUUGCACGGAGCGGUUUGUUUCCAGCCCAGAGGAGGUGAUGGAUGUGAUAGACGAAGGGAAAUGCAAUCGUCAUGUCGCAGUCACCAACAUGAAUGAACACAGUUCUCGGAGCCACAGCAUCUUCCUGAUCAACAUCAAACAGGAGAAUGUGGAGACAGAACAAAAACUCAGCGGGAAGCUCUACCUGGUCGACUUGGCAGGAAGCGAGAAGGUCAGCAAGACAGGGGCCGAAGGAGCAGUGCUGGAUGAAGCGAAGAACAUCAACAAGUCUUUGUCCUCCCUGGGGAAUGUCAUCUCUGCCCUGGCCGAAGGAACGAAAGCUCACGUGCCGUACCGUGACAGCAAGAUGACCCGGAUCCUUCAGGACUCCCUUGGAGGCAACUGCAGGACCACGAUCGUCAUCUGCUGCUCGCCAUCCAGCUACAAUGACGCGGAGACCAGAUCCACCCUCAUGUUCGGGCAGAGGGCAAAGACUAUCAGGAACACAGCCUCUGUCAACCUGGAGCUGACGGCAGAGGAGUGGAAGAAGAAGUACGAAAAGGAGAAGGAGAAAAACAAGGCUCACAGGGAGACCAUCCGUCGGCUGGAGGCUGAGCUCAGCCGAUGGCGUGACGGAGAGAACGUCCCUGUGAGUGAGCAGCUGCCAGAGAGGGAGGAGAUCAUCACCCCAGCGGUGGACAACUCCUCCAUUGUGAUCCAUAUCUCCAAUGAGGAGAGACAGAAGUACGAAGAGGAGAUCCGCAAACUCUACAAGCACCUGGACGAGAAGGAUGACGAAAUCAACUUUCACAGCCAGAUGGUGGAGAAACUCAAACUGCAGAUGUUGGAUCAGGAUGAGCUUCUAGCUUCAACCCGUGGGGACAAUGCCAAGAUCCAAGAGGAACUGGGGAGGUUGCAGGCAGAGAAUGACAGCGCCAAGGAGGAGGUCAAAGAAGUUCUCCAGGCUCUGGAGGAGCUAGCUGUAAACUAUGACCAGAAGACCCUGGAAGUGGAGGAGAUGUCCAAGCAGAAUGGACUAUUGGCAGAUGAGCUGACCAAAAAGAUGGCAACACUGAUUGGCUUGGAGGCAGAGUUGCGUCACACCCAGGAACUGAGCAACCACCAGAAGACGAGGGUGACAGAGGUCCUGAACAACCUCCUCAAGGACCUGGCUGACUUCAGCAACAUCCUGGGCAAUGGGGAGUGGAAAGUGCCUGUGGAGUUCAGUGGUGCCAUUGAAGAGGAGUUUACUGUGACUCGACUCUACAUCAGCAAGGUGAAAUCUGAAGUGAAGAUGCUCUUGAAGCGAUGUCACCAACUGGAGAACAACCAGAGCGAGUGCAACAAGAAAAUGGAGGAGAACACUCGAGAGCUGUCUGCCUGCCAACUCCUCAUCUCACAGCACGAGGCCAAGAUCCACUCACUGACCGAGUACACUCAGAAUGUGGAGCUGAAGAAACGACACCUGGAGGAAGCUUACGAUGCACUCAAUGAGGAGGUGUCCAAGCUGCAGACACAAGAUAUGGUGAAUAAAGAGGAGGAAGAGGCGGAGGACGGGAAAUCGGGAGAAGAGGGAGGUGUGAAGAGGACCCUGGAGAAGCGGAUGGAGAGCCAUCGUGACACACACCAGAAGCAGCUGGCUCAUCUGCGGGAUGAGAUUGCAGAAAAGCAAAAGACGAUAGAUGAGUUGAAAGACCUGAACCAGCAGCUGAACUUGGAGCUUGAGAAACUGCGUGCCGAUUUCGAGAAGUUGAAAAGCGAGCAGCGGGAAAAAAGCAAAAAAAUUCAGGAGCUUACAUUUCUCCACGAGAAACACGAGCAGUCCAGGCAGGAUCUUAAGGGACUUGAAGAGACUGUGGCACGAGAACUUCAAACUCUGCAUAACCUACGAAAACUUUUUGUUCAAGACCUCACCACACGUGUCAGGAAAAACACUGAGCUGGAAGCAGACGACAGCGGUGGGUGCGUCUCACAGAAACAGAAGAUAUCCUUUCUUGAGAACAACCUGGAUCAACUUACAAAGGUUCACAAACAGCUGGUUCGUGACAAUGCAGACCUGCGUUGUGAGCUUCCGAAGCUGGAGAAACGACUGCGGGCUACGGCUGAGAGAGUGCGGGCCCUGGAGGCAGCACUGAAGGAGGCGAAGGAGGGAGCGGUGAAGGACCGCCGACGCUACCAGCUGGAGGUGGAGCGCAUCAAAGAGGUGGUGCGCUCCAAGAAUGGGCCCAGGAGGUCACACUCAGCGCAGAUCGCAAAGCCAGUUCGCCCAGGACAACACCCAGCUUGCUCCCCUCUGGGUCUGCACAUUCCUCGUCACCCUGAAUCCUGCACCUUCAGCAAUGCCCUCUUCCAUACAUGCCACCCUCUAUACCUGGCUGACAGCUCCAAAGUCAAAUACUCACUAGGUGGACCAUGCAGCAGUGUGCCGGCUGAUUGCCUUGACCUCUAUCAGAAGGAGAUUGUGGAUAAUGGGAAUGAGACGGACAUCAAUGACAACAGGAGUGAGACGCACUGUGGUUGCAAGGCUGAGGACCCAGCAAAACUCUACAUCAUUCCCCAGCAGACAGCUGCCAGCUAAUGGAUCAACCCCACCUGUAGGAGGCUCCCACCCGCCUGCGGAUCACCUGCUUCUGUUCCUACGGCUUCGAGGAACAUUGUAGAACCAUCCUCCUCCAUCACAACCCUAAGCUCUCCUUCCCCUUUGCCCUCCCCCAACUCCCCCACCUCCCCCUUCGGGCUGCGUGCAGCGGGGAUGGUUCUCGGAGGGGUACAAGAAGUGGCUGUUCACAAUGAUGCUGUCACCCUCAUCUCUUGCCAUGGAAGGUGGGAGCCUUUGCUCUGGAGUCAGCCAUCUCUCUGACUCUGUUGCUGCGUGUCCUGUUCCUCCCCUAUCCUCACCCCCCCCCCCCCCACCCAUGACUGCAUACUCGACGGACCGAUACCAGGUUCACAGUCUCUGGAUUCCCUAAGGAUAUUCCAACAUCACAUUCCCUACCCCUCAUCCACUCUCCUGGUGUUGUGGAUCAGUCUGAAUGUCGCAAUUGUUUUUCUCUGUCCCGUCCCCCCCACCCCGGUGUUUCUAGAUCAGUGCUGCACCAUGUGAGAGGUUGGUUUCUUCUGGGAAAGUCCGGACGUUGCCUGGAGGCUGACAGAGAGGAGCUUGUCAUUCAGGUUCCGAGGGGUGCCACCUUGGAUUGCUGCAUUUCUAGAUCGAUGCAGUGUGUUGCAUAUUCUAGAUCACCAUGUUCCAACACACAGGCCCAUCCUCCUGUUCUGAGUAAGAGUGAGUUUAACUGGAAUGGUCUGCUUCUCCUGGUUAGUGCCUCAACACAGAGGAUCACUGUUGUUCUGGAUCAGGGUGGAGCUGGACAGGACUUCCCAAUGUUCAGGAUAAAUCUAACAUUGGUAAGGGUGUCUGUUCAGGAUCACUGAGUCAUUGAGCAGGAUGCCCUGUUUUUCUGGAUCAUCGUGGCACCAGGCAAGAUUACCAUUGUUCUAGAUAAUUGGAGCACAUGGUUGCUGUACUUGAUGAGCAUGGCACUGGAGAGGAUACUCUGCUGUUCUGGAUAAAGGUGGCACAGGGAAAGAUCUGCCCCAAUUCUAGAUCAGCUAUGGUUCAGGUUGGCAGUAUCGACCACUGUUGCAGAUUAGUGUUGCCCCUGAACAGGGCAAACUCAUCUUCUAGGUCAGAGUGGUGCCGGCCAGGGCCCACCAGUGUUCUAGAUUGGUGUGUAGUCAGAUUCAUCUGUCUGUGUUCUAGAGCAGAGUGUCACUAGACAGGGUCUGCUGAUAGUCCAGUUCAAUGUGGGGGCACAGGACAGGAUAGGAAUUUGUUCUAGAUCAACGUGGCACAAGGUAGAAUCACCUAUUGUUCUUGACUGGUAGUGCGUAAAGCAGGAUCAGGCGGAGUUUUAGAUCAUCCUGCAUCAAGGACAGAUUUGAUUGGUGUUCUAGACUGAUGUGGCAUUGUACAGUGGCUGUUGGUGUUCUAGAUCCGAGUUGUAGCAGCCAUUAUGCUAGAGUCAGGUGGCACCAGAUGCAGAGUUGACUUGUGUUCCAGGUCAGAGCGGUAUGGGACAGAGCCAGCUGCUGUUCUAAUUCAGAGUCAUGGUGGACAGAGCCAGCUGGUAUUCUGGAUUGACAUGGCAUUGUGCUGGUUCCAUUGGUGCUGAGACAGAUGGCACCAGUGCGUGUACUAGAUAUAUGGGACCUGGAGACCACCCUCCUCUGAAAAGGACCCGACUGCAGUUUCACCACCGAGAACCCCACAUCCACACUCACCCCAUGCUCUGAGAACAGUGGGGAGAUUUGAAUCUGUAGGGACUGGACUGGAUGGGCAGAAUGACCCCUAACGUUCCAGAUUCAAUGCCUCGGGGUGUGGAGGGGAGGAGACCCACAGGAUGCAUUCAUGGCCGAUCCAGGGAGGAGUCAAACCCUCCGCUCGUGCCUCUGCACAUUCCCAUCCACCUCCCUUUGCCCCGCCUCCGGCUUGCUCUGUCACUUGUCUGUAUGUUCACCCCCCACCUCACCUUGUCUGCGUUUGUGUCUGUGUUGCAUGUCAACCUGAGAAACACGACCUACCAUCCAUCAGCUCUUUUACCUGCGUGCAGGUCCGAUCAAUAAAAGAUCAGAGAUGAGGUAACCUUGUGAU
Molecule: messenger RNA, 5658 nt
Organism: Hypanus sabinus (Atlantic stingray)
Lineage: Eukaryota; Metazoa; Chordata; Chondrichthyes; Myliobatiformes; Dasyatidae
Gene: kif5ab
Product: kinesin family member 5A, b
Exons: 29
Coding region: 526-3585 (1019 amino acids)
Biological process (GO): microtubule-based movement
Molecular function (GO): ATP binding; microtubule binding; microtubule motor activity
Source: RefSeq, a predicted model, not a curated record